ACAGCUCAGCUCAGGCAGGCAGGCAGGCAGGCGGGGGGAAGCGCAUCAUCCUCAGAGAAACAUGAUCAUCAGGGGAACAUAAACGCGUUAUUCGCCUCCGAUCAGAUGAUUCGAAAACUCCAUGCGUUUUGCCUUAUCCUCCAAAGGACAUAACACAAGAGGCCGGCGUGCAAGGAAAGACACAAGCCGACAUCAUCAGCCGCUGCGCCGCUGUGUGAGGCGAGGUCAUCGCGGAGUAUCCAAGGUUCCCAUGAUCCCCUGUGCCUUGAUCCCAGUCUAAACUCUCAAAACGACCUCAAGCCCCACCACUGACCUCAGUCAUCUCUUCAACCAGCGCUGUUAUUGAUGUCUCAGAGAGGAUGUGAGUAGGCGAAGGACUGAGGGUAGAAACCCCCCCACAAUAAGUCCAACCAAGAAAGGAACAGGGAUCACAUGGCUGCUAUGGACUGACGGGUCAACUGAUACCAGAUCACACUGGCUUUGCUUGGAAGUUGACAAUGGUGUUGUUUCUGAUUGGGAUCUCUAUUGCUGUGAAUAAUUCAUCCCAUGAGAACCAAACUGCAGAAAACCCCACCCAUCAGGGUGCUCACGUGCUGCCCUCAACACUGGUCAUCUCACUGCUUCUCAUCAUCGUUGUCCUGCUGACAAUCUACUGUUUAAGGUUCAAAAACCACAGGAAAGCUCUGGUUACCUCGGUGGACAAAAAGAUUCCAAAUGGCUUCUUGGAGGAACAAGGAGAGCAGACAGUGGUCCUCCUCCCCAGAUCUCCCUCGCCAUCCAAGAGGUACUUCCCCAUCCCUCUGGACUCACUGGAGGAGGAGUACCGGAUACGCUCCGCAGACGAUGGCAAGCUCUUCAGAGAGGAGUUCAAUUCGCUGCCGUGUUACUACCACCACGGGUCUUUUGAGGAGGCGAGCAGAGAGCACAACAGAGAGAAAAACAGAUACCCAAACAUUUUACCAUACGAUCAUUCAAGAGUCAUUUUAAGUCAUCUUGAUGGACAUCUCUGUUCGGACUACAUUAAUGCAUCAUACAUAGAUGUGAGUCUUACUCGCAAAGAAAGGAGCUCUAUGUGAUA
Molecule: messenger RNA, 1078 nt
Organism: Epinephelus lanceolatus (giant grouper)
Lineage: Eukaryota; Metazoa; Chordata; Actinopteri; Perciformes; Serranidae
Source: RefSeq, a predicted model, not a curated record